Molecule: messenger RNA, 1969 nt
Organism: Phragmites australis (common reed)
Lineage: Eukaryota; Viridiplantae; Streptophyta; Magnoliopsida; Poales; Poaceae
Product: cold-responsive protein kinase 1-like
Exons: 10
Coding region: 522-1787 (421 amino acids)
Biological process (GO): protein phosphorylation
Molecular function (GO): protein kinase activity; ATP binding
Source: RefSeq, a predicted model, not a curated record
GAAACGUGGUUAAUGUUUUGUUAACAGAUGGCGGCAAAAUUUUAUAGCAGUAGAUAGAAUCCGCAGUCCAAAUCCAUUUCGCUUCGUCAAACACAUACGGCAAAACCACGAAUCCACGAUUGUCUCCACAAAAAAAAAAAACACGAAUCAAUGCACCAGGGUCCUCCCGGCUGCUACGUAUUUUUGCUGUAAGGCCUUUAUUGCAGCGGCCUUGCCGGUCGAGCAGAGCAGAGCAGCGUGCUCCUCGCCAUCGAUCUGAUCCAAGAAGAAGAACAUAGAGCAAGAAGCUGUUUUUGCUCGGUUCUCAGGAGCACAGCUUCUUGGAGUGGCGGUCUGAGAACGGAAGAGGGAUUUAGUCGGCAUGCUGUUGGGGAAAGCAAGGUGGAUGUCGUUCUCUUGUGGAUAUGCAGGCAUACAGAUCCAUGUGAGUCAGUGAGUGGAGGAUGGUGUAGAGCAAAUUCAAUGGACCACAGGUUCAGUUAGUGCAGCAAUCAUUUGGGGUUUGCACUGCAAGACGAGGGAUGGGAGGGCACUCGCUGAAUCAAACUCGCGCCGUUGCCAUCCCUAUUUGCCAAUCAAUCAUCAGCUGUGCUCGGGGUACCGUGUUCCUGAAGAUUCCUGUGCUGCAUGUUGAAUUCCAUAAGGCUACCAUAACAAGUGAGGAUAUGAAUUGGUGUUGUCUUCCAAAUUCCAAGAAAGACGAAGAUCCUUACUCUCACAGCAUAUGUGGUAUUUAUUCUGAGAAGAACAUAAGGCUCUUCUCCUAUGCUGAGUUGAGAUCUGCAACAGACAACUUCAAUCACACGAACAAAGUAGGCCGAGGUGGCUUUGGGAUAGUUUAUAAGGGAACCAUUAGAAACGAGCAAGAGGUUGCGGUAAAAGUCCUCUCUGCUGAAUCCAGGCAGGGCAUCAGAGAAUUCUUGACAGAAAUUAACGUCAUUAGCAAUGUGAAGCAUCCCAACCUUGUUGAAUUAAUUGGCUGUUGCGUUGAAGGAAAUAACCGGAUUUUGGUGUAUGAAUAUCUUAAAAACAGCAGUCUUGACCGUGCACUGUUGGGUUUUAACAGUGAACCUGCUAACUUCACUUGGAGCAUAAGAUCUGUUAUAUGCACUGGAGUUGCUAGCGGUCUUGCAUACCUGCAUGAAGAGAUUGCAUCACCCAUUGUACACAGAGACAUCAAGGCUAGCAAUGUACUUCUUGACAGGAAUUACAUCCCCAAGAUCGGGGAUUUUGGCCUGGCGAAGCUAUUUCCUGAUAAUAUCACCCACAUCAGCACCCGUGUAGCUGGAACAACAGGUUACCUUGCACCUGAAUACGCAUGGCAUGGCCAGUUAACUAAGAAAGCAGACAUAUACAGCUUUGGGGUCCUUGUGCUGGAGAUAGUAAGCGGCAGAAGCAGUUCAAGGAGCCUACUGGCUGAUGACAAGAUUCUUAUAGAGAAGGCAUGGGAGCUAUAUGAAGCAAAAAGGCUCAAGGAACUGGUCGAUCCAGCCCUUGGAGAUUACCCUGAAGAUGAAGUCCUCCGGUACAUCAAGGUUGCCCUCUUCUGCAUACAGGCGGCGGCGGCGCGCCGGCCGUCGAUGCCGCAGGUCCUGACCAUGCUGUCCAAGCCCAUCCGGAUCAACGAGAGCGAGCUGAUGGCGCCGGGAUACAUCCACGACUACAAUACCACGGUGUCCAAGGCGACCACUUCCAGCGACUCGAGGUUCAAGCACUCAGGGUCGGAGGAUUCCAACACGUUCAGCACGGUUGUUCCACAAACGGUGACCGAGAUAAGCCCCAGGUGAAGCAAACACCAGGCAGUUCAGCAGAUGUGAGAUGCUCGUGUUGUGAACUGGCGACCACGUAGAGUGAAGGACCUGACGGUAUAUAGAGUACUCAGUGUGGGUGGGGUAUUGUAUCAGGAUCAGGACGGACUGCAUAUCAUCCUCUACCACUUAUUUAAAAUAGCAACUGAGCAAUUAUCCCC